Messenger RNA from Ruditapes philippinarum (Manila clam), 2230 nucleotides. RefSeq lists its product as uncharacterized. Bases 95 to 1195 code for a protein of 366 amino acids. The transcript is spliced from 2 exons. The record is from RefSeq and is a predicted model, not a curated record. NCBI's taxonomy places the organism in Eukaryota, Metazoa, Mollusca, Bivalvia, Venerida, Veneridae.
AAUAUUUAAGAUUUAACUUAAUUUUCAGAAAGAAGUAGACUCUCAUGCAAACCAGCCGGCAUUCCAUUCGCUGGGCUCUUUAGCGGCAUACACAAUGUCGGAAUUGACUUCAAGCACAGAAGUAGAUGGCGCGUGCAGCGUUCUUUCUGUCGAUACAGUAUGCAAUUCCCAAGCUGAAAAUACUGCAGGACCGGAGCCUUCUAUUUCAGAGCAUACGGACGAUAACCCUGAUUCAAUAACACAUGACUUUGUUCAUGUAAAUAUUCCAAUUAAUGCAGACGCAGACGAGAUAACACUUGAAACGAACCAGCCAUCUUUUAUUGCUGGAUAUUUAGCGCCGUAUGCAGAAUAUAUACCAAGUUUACAAAGUAUACAAUAUGUGUUGCCGACAUGGUUAUUCCAGGCUACCCAAAAUGAAGGCGCGACAAGCACGAGUCUAGAUACAAAUCCUGAAGCUGAGAGUUUUGAAACAUGGGUGAAUGAAACAGUUACAGGAGAUUACACAAGCUCUAUCGAAGACGAGCAACGAUUCAGAGCAUGUCUAGUUAGAGCAAUGUACGAAAACUUCGUACAGUUGAAUCGGAUAGACAACUCAUUCAUGACUGAAAACUGCAUGGUUACCAAUGAGGAAUUGUGUUAUGCCCGUUCCAGUGAAUCACAGUGCACAAUAAGACUUUUAUUAAUGCUUCUAAACAGAGACACUCACACGAUGCUUAUGUUUAUUUAUGGAAUGCGUACACGUUAUCAGGAUACUGUAAAAAGUAUAUUUACCUCUUUGAAUCGUCAUUUAAAUGAUUCAAAUUUUACAUACCAAUCACAGUGUCUUCGCUGUAAUCUUAGUAAAAGAGUGAAUAUUUCUCUGAUUACUGAUCAUCUUCCCCAGUGUUCUAAUGGUUUGCUUUUGCUACCAUUUGUUAAUAUCGUGAGCGAGGAAGAUCAGCCAGGCCAGCCCACGACAUCGGAGCGACUUUGGAAUGAAUUGUUUAAGGUAGUGAAUAACCCAAGUUUAUAUCAAGAUGUUAUUAUAACCAUUGCUAGAGUUAUAGAGUCAUCUGGGUAUCAUACAGAUAUUGCAAGAAUGCUGCAAGAUGAUAUAAAUCUAGACAGGAAUAGUUUCGUUUGUAGAUGUGAAGACAUAAGAAUCUGUCAGUCAAGCCUUAGUCAGUCAAGUGCCACCGACGCAGAGCUGAUGUAGAAAAUAAUAUUCAUCAAGUAGAAGAAAGUAAUCAGGCUGAGCCUUCUGUUGAAGAUAGAGCGGAAUCUAGGGAUAUUAUACACACGGACAGUAAAUCUGAAAAGAAUACUAGGGAAGUAGUCAAAUAUCCCGAUAAAGACAACAAUGGAGCAUCAGGUUGCGCAGAAGAUAUCAAACCAAUUGGAAAUAACGACAAAGCAAAAGCUAAUUUGGUAAAUAAUUCAAGAAGAAAUAGUGAGCAUAAUGUGAGUUAUGAUGAGAAAACACAGGAAAAGAAAGUUCCUGAUCUAAGUACUUUUCAGAUAACAGCAAGGGAAACCAGUCUUAAAAGGUCAAAACGGAAGGACAGACCUUGUGAAAAUGAAACAAAAGAAAAAAAGCGGAGAAAUGAGCCUGAAGAUUUUAACAAUAGUCGUAAAUCUAGCAUUGGAAAUUGUGACUUACAGAUUGAAAUGUUGAAAAUUGGCGCGCAAGAAAAGCAACCUGAUAGUGGGUUUUCUAUUGUAUCUUUACCAAGUACAUCUAGUUACGGUGACAGCGGAGUUUACGAUCUAUCAACGUUGUUUAUAGACGCUGGCCCUGAUGAUGAAACUGUGGCUGGCCCUGAUGAUGAAACUGUGGCUGGCCCUGAUGAUGAAACUGUGGCUGGCCCUGAUGAUGAAACUGUGCCUAAACAAAUUGUAUCUGUGAAAGACCUUAAUUCAGAAACAUCAAAUGCCAGUGACGAUAACAGGGGAAAUUCAGCAGCUCAAAGAGAUGAUGUUGAUGAUGAAAGCGCGAAUGUACUUUCAGAUCUUUCUGGACAUGAUGAUAGGGAAUAAGACUCAUUUCAAGGUGAAUAAGGCGUUAAGUAUUAGUCAAAUGAUAAUGUUAAUGAUGACAAAUAAUAUAAAAUGUUUCAAAGUUGAUGUACCUUUUUACUCAAUUAUUGUACAUAUUUGUUGUUUUUAUCUCAUAUAAAUAAUAUAAACAAUAUGCUAUUGUUGUUGUUGUUUUUUCGAAUUGUAUGUUAUUAAAUUUGAGAGUUGAUCUGUG